AUUGACUCAGUGGUGUUUUUGGGCGUCAUUUUUUAUGUACCACGGGAAGAAAAAUAUUUUCGGAAGCCAUCCUAUCAGUAAUAAGCCCUCAAUGUGCACCAUUUGAGCUAUGCAUGGUCUCACCAAGUACUAAGCACUGAGUGAAUGGUCUGAAUUUCGGAGUCAAUAUUUUUUCGCAUAAUGAGUUCAAAUAUCCAUUUGGAAGCACAAACAACAAAGAAAUUCAAUCUCCCCCUAUCUCAUCUAGACUACAGCUACAUUGAUAAAUGUACCAAUGUCAAAGAGCUGGAAAAGAUUGUGAACGUCUUGAGGUCAGGUGAGGAGGGAAAGUACCCUGACCUAGAAAGGUAUGCAGAGAAACGACUGGGUGAGCUAAGCCCCAAAAGUCGAACUCUACGAAAAGAUGGCCCUAUUCUAAGACCAGGUGACCUGGGGUCCGGCGAUUGGAAGAGCAUUGAAGAAGAUUUAAUGUCAUGGACAAACUCGAUGCAGGACAGAGACGCUAAAAAAGGCGUUGCUACCUUAAAGACUCCAGAGGAUGUUGUGGAACAGGAUGAGAAUCUACCUCCUGUCCGCUCUAACAAUGUUGUGUUGGAAGGGAAAAAGCAAAAAAUCUCAAGUGAAGCCAAAGCCAAAAGAGUUAUGCCCAGGGAUUACAGAGAAUGGGAUAAGGUAGACAUUGAUGCAGAACUAGAGAAGGUAGACAAGGAAGAAAAGAAUACACAGGCCUCAAAAGGGUCAAAGUUGAAUGGCGUUGCAAUGGACAUUGAUGCUACAGGCUUAUCAGAGGAACAGAAGCAAAUGAAAGCCAACAGGGAAAAGGACAAAGGCAAUGAGGCUUUCAGAUCCCAUGAUUAUGAAGAGUCAGUGACCUACUAUUCUCGGAGCAUUUCUUUAUCACCAUUGGCAGCAUCUUACAACAACAGAGCUUUAGCCUAUUUGAAACUGGAAAAGUGGGACAAAGCCAUCAAAGACUGCAACAGUGUCUUAAACUUGGAAAUUGACAACAUUAAAGCAUUAUUAAGGAGAGGAACAGCCUACAAGAGUAAAAAGGAUUAUCAAAAGGCUGUGACAGACUUUGAGAAAGUUCUCAAGUUGGAGCCUCAAAACAAAAAGGCAGAGGGUUUGCUUGAGGAAGUUCAUAAACAAGUGAAGAAGGAACAGAAGGAAAAGGGAAAGCGGAUGGUGAUUGAGGAAGUAGAGGAAGAUAGUGGAGAAGAAGAAGCUGAAACUAUCGAAGUAGAGAAGCCAGUGGUCAACGGGUUUGGUCGACACAAAGGUGAUGAAGUAUCCAGUAAGGAAGUGGAUGCUCGGUCAAGUGCAUGUAAGAUUUCUGAAAUUCCUCCAGAGGACACAAAGGCUGGUGAGCCGAGUGGUAGUGAAAAGAAACAAAUAACAAAGGAGGAGAAAAUGACAAGUGAGAAAUGUGCCCAGUCUAGGUCCACUGUUACACCUAACGAGCCUCAGGGAAACUCAACUGCUGAUAGAAAGUCGGUGGUUCAAGAUACCGCCUCACAGUGUUCAAAGAAAGUUCCGGUCAAUGCCGCCAGUGAGGCAGUGACAAGUCCCGAAGAAAAGGCUCCCAACUCUAGUGCCUUAUCACCCCCAGCCAAAGCAAGUGAAGCCGCAUCAGCAUCAGCAGCAGCCCAGUCCUCAACGCUGUCGUCAUCUUCAUCAUCGUCUUCAUCGUUGUCUGUGUCGGAGAAUGCAUCACCAUCAUCAUCCGCAGCAACUCAAGAAUCUCAGCCGUCAUCCCAAGUGUCAUUUUCACUAGAGGAGACUACAUCAGAAGCCCAGGCAAAGGAGGAUGCACCUCCUUCAUCUGUGAACUCGCAGUUUGUGAGGCCAACCUAUGUCCAGAUGCCUUUGCCACCAGGUGUUCUUACGCUGAAAGAGGAAGGAAACAAACUUUUCCGCAGCGGCCAGUAUGGUGAAGCUGUGGAGCAGUACUCAAAGGCCAUAUCAAAGUUAGAAAAAGACCAAGAUCAACAAGUGAACAUAUCAGUAUUACUUAGCAACAGAGCAGCAUGUCACCUUAAGACAGGCAACUGCAGUGCGGCCGUGUCAGACUGUGGCCAGUCCUUGCAGCUCGUCCCACACUCCGCGAAAGCCUUACUGCGCAGAGCUGCUGCUUAUGAAACAUUAGAGAAGUAUGGUGAUGCCUAUGUGGACUACAAGCAUGUGUUAAGUGUGGAUAUGUCUACACAGCAAGCACAGCAGGGUGCUAGCAGGUGUCAGAGUACAUUGCAACAGAGGCAUGGCUCAGCGGCGUGGAGGGAGAAAAUCCCUCGCCUUGUCCUGGUGCAGCCAUGGGAAGUGCCCGAGAUUGUGGAUCAGGCGGGCCUGCACAAGUCAAUGUCGUCCACGGUGUCUCUGUCUGAGGCAGCAGCAGCGAGUCCAAAAGCCUCACCAGAGACCACUACACUUGGGACUGCUACCACUGCACCGUCAGCUUCAGAGCCACCAGCAUCCUCUCAGCCUGAUAAGGGUAGCAUAGCUCAGCAGAAUAAAAUGGCCACAGAUGGAGCUGCUAAGGGAAGCAGCCAGAGCACAUCAGCUUCGAAAAAAGAACAAACCCCCACCAAAGAAGAAACUUUUGAAGCGUUGAAGACGAAGGGAAAUCAACACGUGCAGAAGGGGGAGUUUGUGGAGGCAGCGUCUUGCUACACUCGAUGCUUGUCAUUGUGUCCUGACCAGGUGGCCUGCUAUACCAACAGGGCUUUGUGCUACCUCAAACUGAACAAGGCUGCAGAGGCAGAGGCAGAUUGUAAUCAAGCGCUGUCUUUCCAGUCCACAAACCCAAAAGCUUUGUACAGGAGAGCUUUAGCGAGAAAGAGUCAGCAACUAUACAAACAGAGUCUUCAAGAUUUGAUUGAUCUCCUUCGGGUGGAACCAAAGAAUACAGCUGCAAAGAAAGAAAUGGAGGUUGUGAAAAAAUGCUACAAAGAGGAGCUGGAGAAACUGAAACAAAAAAAGCAGGCCCCAGACCAGGACACCAAGCUGAGAAAGAGGAUGAAAAUCGAGGAGGUGGAUGAUGAGGAAGAGGAGGAAAAACCUGUCAGGGUGAAGGCUGGAGAUAAGAUGAAAUCCCAAAGUAAGCUCAGAGGGGCUAAAUCGUCCCAACCUUCAUUAGGGGUCAAAUCGAAAGGAGGCAAUGCAGAGAAGAAGUCUGCUGAGACGACGGUGCAAAGUCCACCGGUGGCGCCACCCAUCGCCCCACGGCUGAUGAAGACGACGCCUUACGAGUUUUGCCAAGCCUGGAACUCUCUAAAGCCUUGUCAGGGCAUCCAACCGUAUGCUGAGAUCUUACGGCAGGUCGCUCCUGUUGACCUUGCAUCAGUUAUCAGUAAUAAACUGGACGGACAAAUGUUGCAGAUCAUUGUUCGAUGUGUGUAUGAAGAAAUGGUGCUGAAGGGUGAAGUGGAUCAAGGCUACCAGAUUCUGGAUAACUUAUGCAAGGUGCCCCGUUUUUCCACUGUCUCCAUGUUCAUGACUUCAAAGGAAAAGAAAGAGGUGGCUGGAGUCCUCGACAUUUUGUCCAAGACCAGCUCGAGUGCGUACAGCUCCGCUGACGUCCUGCGGCUGAAGAAAGAAUACUCAGUCAAGUGAUGACCGUUGCCUGUCCAAUGAAAUUUUUACCAACGGCCCCACACUGUGUUCUGUGAUGAUCAAGAAAUUGAAAUUGUUCUAUCUCCGUCACAAACUCGGACUACUUACAAAUCUAUUGUUGAUAUGGUGUUUUGAAAUUUUCAGCUGGCAGUGAAAGAAAGUGUUUUUAAAAGUCUGUAAAUAUGGAAUGCUUCACCGAGUAGUUUCACUACCAAGGAUGAAAUGUGCCAGUACAUUUUUUAACGUUAUUAAUAGACCUGUGUUAUAACGAAAUGGAAAACAGGGGAGGGGAGAGAGAUAGGUAUAUCAUUACUUGUCCAUUGUGUUUUAGACUGGCUUGAUUUAUAUCACUUCUGGAGUCCAUUCCAUUGAUUCCAUUAGAAAAUUAAUUGUAAAUAUUUCAAUCCUAUUUUAAUCGUCAACAGCAGAGGAAAAGGAAAUAAGACCCUUCGCCCGUGUCCCCAGAUUCCAGCUCUUAUUGCUACCACAUGGUCAGGAAAAAAUGCCUGCCCUUGUCAUUGCCGUCAUUAUGCUUUAUUGCAAUGUUUCAAUUUCAUGAUAAAGUUGCAAAUGGUGAAAAUAUGAACUGUAAAAGGCAGUGUAUUUGUAAGCUGGAGGGAUAAUAGUUGAAUUUCAGCAUUAAGCCUUAUAGUAAGAGAACUGGUGAUAAUAAUUUUUGUUUUUCCCCACAUUUUGCUUUGUGUGAACUUCAAAAAAAAAAAA
Messenger RNA from Aplysia californica (California sea hare), 4332 nucleotides. Its product is annotated as sperm-associated antigen 1. Gene Ontology annotation, molecular function: heat shock protein binding. The coding region runs from base 181 to 3609 and encodes 1142 amino acids. The transcript has 24 exons. Gene Ontology annotation, cellular component: cytosol; mitochondrion. The record is from RefSeq and is a predicted model, not a curated record. Lineage: Eukaryota; Metazoa; Mollusca; Gastropoda; Aplysiida; Aplysiidae.